This is a messenger RNA of Amphibalanus amphitrite, 1867 nucleotides long. RefSeq names its product tetratricopeptide repeat protein 19, mitochondrial-like (gene Ttc19). Gene Ontology annotation, cellular component: mitochondrial inner membrane. NCBI's taxonomy places the organism in Eukaryota, Metazoa, Arthropoda, Thecostraca, Balanomorpha, Balanidae. Bases 663 to 1730 code for a protein of 355 amino acids. Gene Ontology annotation, biological process: mitochondrial respiratory chain complex III assembly. Gene Ontology annotation, molecular function: protein binding. The record is from RefSeq and is a predicted model, not a curated record. The transcript is spliced from 3 exons.
GUCCUGUCGAUCCUUCAUUCUCCUAGACGAAGCAGCAGCAGUUGCAGUUUUCUGGGCGAUGGAUGGUACGGCCGCGCCAGAGUACGCGAGCUCGUCAAUCGGGAGGACCAAAGGAGCAUCGAGAACGUGCGGAGGAGAGCCGCAAAGCUGGUCGCCGCGGAGAUAUGAUCACUGUGUGCCAAGUGCUGAGGCACAGGGUUGACGUGGAGGCGGAGAGGCUUUUCACGGCUGUAACAACCGGCGACACCCGAGGACGUCAUUGCGUGGAAGGAAGCUGCCGUAACCCAGAGCCGUCUCCUGAGUGUGUCGUCACGUGUUCGAGGUUACUAAUGAAUGGAACAUCCGUACCGCCUUCGACUGUCGCCGUCUCCAGCCCGCCCCUAACCCUCGCCGGAACCGACCUAUCCGGUUUCUACAUCCGAGGCAUGGGGGAGGGGCAGGUGCGACCCUCUCGCCUUGCCGUUUCGCCCGUACUUGAGCGAGAUUACUGGAAAAAGACGGCCACGUGUUCCUUUCCCAGAUGCAAUGACUGGUACCCGAUUUUAAAACCUCAAGUCAACCAGUGACCGCUGAGAUAAGAAUUGACUAGAGUAUUUCGUGCCGUUGUCCAGACUGACGAAACAUUCUACAACUUAUAACAGAAUAGCAAGAUUCCGACAAGCAUGUUAAUUCGUAACAUCUUGAGAAGAAGUCUGUUAAAACAAUUUACCCCAGGAUGUCAAGAAAAUUAUAUUCAAAUAUUGACGAAAAAGAAGUACUUCUUGAGGAGGAUUGCAACUUGUUUGCUUGAGAAGAGAAACCUUGUUAAAACAAAAUGGAACGUUAUGUCUGGCCUUCAAAAGGCAACAGCGGUAACUGCGGCUGCAGCAGCCAUUCUCCAGUUAGAGGACGAGGAACGGAAAGAAGAGGACAGUGAACUAAUCAAAUCCAUCAAGCUAGCUGUCCUCUCUCUUCAGAAGGGAGAGCCUGAGAAGGCCGAGCGACUGCUGCACCUCUCAUUGCGCGUGGCGCAGGAGCAGGCCAACACCCCGGCCAUCACUUACAUCUACGACCUGUUGGCCAACAUCGCGUUCGAGCAGCGCAACUUCGCCAAGGCCGAGCGUCUGCUGGGUGAGCUGCUGCGCCGCCUGGCGGCCGACGCCACGGACAGCAACGCCUUCGUCGAAGUCAGCCUCAAGCUGGCCAGCGUGUUCGCGUCGAGCGGCGACCGGGAGCGCGCCGACGCCGGCUUCCAGUUCUGCAUCGACACGCAGCAGCGCAAGAUCGCGGCGGCCGGAGGCGAGGCGGCCGCCGACGCCGACACGCUCGGCCUCUGGGGCAUGUCGGUGGACUGGUACGCGCGCUUCCUGCGGUCCCGCCACCAGUACGACCGGGCGCGCGAGCUGACCGCCCAAGCGCUGGCGGCUUGUGUGCGAGUGGGCGGCGAGCGCGCCGAACAGUCGGUGGUACUGCUCAGUGACCUGGGCACGCUCGACCUGCUCUGUGGAGAUGUCGAGGUGGCCGCCGAGCGGCUGGAGCGCGCCGCGCGGCUGGCAGAGGAGCUGGACCUCGCCGAGCUGGCCACCAUCCAGGUGAACCUGGGUAUGGUGAGGCUGCAGCAGGGCAUGGCCAGGGAGGCGCGCCGGAGCUGCGCCGCCGCCCACCGGCGGGCCACCCGCAACGGCGACACGGAGGCCCAGGGGAUGGCCGACGAGUGUCUGAAGAAGGUGAAAAAGUUCUCCAGUAGCUGAGAGGUGGGUAACUUUGUUAUACAUUUACAACCAUAGGACAUUUGUGGCUGUUCUAGUCUGCGGAAGGUUGAAUGUUAUUUUGAGGACGCAUACAUAUUGCCUAGGUAUUUAUGAUAAAUAUAUAAAUAUUAUCGAUA